Molecule: messenger RNA, 1932 nt
Organism: Closterium sp. Naga37s-1
Lineage: Eukaryota; Viridiplantae; Streptophyta; Zygnematophyceae; Desmidiales; Closteriaceae
Source: the annotation of a GenBank genome assembly
AUGUACUUGGGACCAGGCGCGGAUCACAAGGCAUGGCGUGUAUGGGACUUGGAGCACGGGAAGAUCGUGGUGUCGCGCGACGUGGUGUUCUAUGAAGACACCUUCCCAUGCAAGUCCAUGACUGUGCCCUCGGUCAUCAUCAUCCCUCCUCCCUUGGAUGCCGUGGAUGAGGCGGAUGAAGCUCCUACGGGUUCUCCUCCUAGUACGAAUGAGGGGGAGACUGGAUCGGGUGCAUUUGGAGUGAGUGGGGAUGAAGGAAAUGCCAAAGAAAAUGACCCUUCGUCUCCUCCUCCUACUAUCACUCCCACCCUCGCAUCCACUCGCACUCGGCGGAACCCUCAUCCCAACUCCAAGUAUGAUGGCUAUUCUCUUGUGGCGGGGGACGAUGAGGGAGGGGGAGAUGCCAUGUGUCUUGAGGCAUACACCGACACCCCGUCCACCUACCAAGGCGCCAUGAGCUCAGCGGAAUCGGUGGAAUGGGAGCGAGUGAGACGGUUUCCUUCAGGCGCGCCUCGCGCACCUCUCUGUCUGCAACUGCCAGCGCCUUCUCCCGCCUCCCCGCCGCCGUUUCCCGCCUACCCGCCUCCACGUGUUCAAGCUCUUGCCUUGCGCGUCUCUCUACGCGCUUCGUGUGACCUCGCGGCGCUCCCUCUGUUGCACUCGCUGCUGCUGGACGGGUGCUCCACGCUGGCGGAGCUUCCUGCGGGACUGGCGCACGAGAGGGGGCUGCGCCACGUAGAUGUGCGCGGGUGCGGGCCGGUGGGAGAGGGCACGGAGGUGGGCGUGUGCGAGCGGUCCGUCCUCGUGGAGCGGGAGCGGCGCGAAUGGGGCGGUCAGUCCUCGUACAUGAUGGGGGCGACGGGGGCAACGGGGGCGACGGAGGCGAUGGAGGCGACAGGAGCGACGGGGGCGACGGGGACGAUGCCCAUGUACACAGCGGGGGACAGGCAGGUGCAGUGGGGGACAGACAGGAGGGAGUUGAUGGAGGAGAGGGCGUGGAAGGAGGUGGGAGAGCGAGAGAAGGAGAGCGAGGCGGAAGCAGAAGGUGAGGAAGAAGCAGAAGGCGAGGGGAGAGCAGAAUGCAAGGGGGAAGCAGAAGGCGAUGGGGAAGCAAAAGGCGAGGCGGAAGCAGAAGGCGAGGGGGAAGAAGAAGGCGAGGGGGAGGAGGAUUCUGUGUGGGAGGUAGAGUCUGUAGGGGAGGUAGAGUCCGUGGGGGAGGAGGAUUUUGUGGGGGAGGAUGAGAUGCAGCAAGGAGGAAACAAGGGGGAACGAGGAAGGAGAGGAGGAAUGCGAGGAGAGAGGGAGAGAGGAAGGGAAGGGGGGGAGGAGGGAAGGAGUGAGGUGAGGGAGGAGGGUGAGCAGCAAGGGGAUGAAGGAGGAGGGGGCGGACAGGGAGGGCUUGGGGAGGAUGCGGAUGGUUGGUGGCGCAGAGUGUUUGGGCGAGCAGGCAACACAAGAGAGUUUGCAAGGUUGUGCCAGGGAGGUCAGGGGAAGCAGGGAGUAGGGAGGGGCGAAGAGGGGAGGGCAGGAAGGCGGGAGAGCAAGGGAAAUGGCAGCAGCUUGCAAUCCACCUCAGCUCCAUCCUUCCACCCCUUCAUCCCGCCUGCGCUCCAUCCCUCCACCCCUUCAUCCCUCCACCCCUUCAUCCCUCCUCCACCCCUUCAUCCCUCCUCCACCCUUUCAUCCCUCCACCCCUUCACCCCUCCACCCCUUCACCCCUCCACCCCUUCACCCCUCCACCCCUUCACCCCUCCACCCCUUCAAACCUCCACGCCUUCACCCCUCCACGCCUUCACCCCUCCACGCCUUCACCCCUCCACGCCUUCACCUCUCCACGCCUUCACCCCUCCACGCCUUCACCCCUCCACACCUUCACCCCUCCACGCCUUUCACUCCUCCACGCCUUCACUCCUCUUUCAGCAACAUGCGUAG